GUGAGAAGGGCAUUUCCCGUAAUUAAGAGAAGAUACGUGCCCUUUGUUUAGUUAUUGCGUCGUUCCCGUUUUCUGACAAAAUUAUAAUAAUAAUAAUAAUAAUAAUAAUACGAGCUUUGCCCUUUUUGGUCUUUUGCUGCGUCUUCGUUCCAUCUCGAUUUUGUUCUUGCUUGAUUCGAUCUCUUAAUUCGUUGUGAAUUCUUCUAAUUGAUUACCAGCUUCCGUCAGCUCUUGUUUUUCUGCGUCGGUCAAUCCCCAUUUUCGGUUGUAUCAAUCGUCUUAUCCAUCCUUAGGGUUUCGUUUUGGAAUAUUCUUGAUCUGUCUUUUCCUCGCCGGAUCUGAGAAACUCCUUUAUUUUAUGUCCGAUUUUAGUUAUGGAUGUAUCUUAUAACUUCGUAUCGUUUCUGUUUUUGUAAAUUAUUUACAUCGUUUUGUAUUUUCACGAUUUAUAGUUAUAGAUCCGUUGAUGGUUUGUUCGGAUUAUAAGAUACCACACCACAUAGUCUGAUUAAGCGAGAUUCUUUUUUUUUUUGACAAUAAGGAUUAAUUAUUUUUACUCGACUUCCUUCGUGCCGGAGUAGAUAGAUCUAGGGUUAGGGUUUUCUGCAAUUAGGACUUCUUCUUUUUUGAAUAAAUUUCUUUGGGGAAAGUGUGGAAUUAGGGUUCACUUGCCUGAAUACUCCGAAUUGGAGCCAUUAUUGUCUUGUUCAGGGUUGGCGAUAAAGUUCUACGGGAGACUGGAUUAAGGUAUAUGUGGUUUUCAUUUUGGUAGUUUCUUGCAAUUUGUACAUUUAUUGUUAUGGUAAUUUGUAUUCAAAUUGCUGAAGAAAAUUUAGCAGUCUAAUGACUAAGUUGUCCCUUAGGGGGAAUAAUUACGUUUGUCUGAAAAUGAUGCUUUCCAGGCUCUAUCAAGUAAAGGGUGCAUGGAUCAUUGGGCCCACUAUCCUUUCUUGAUGAUAUUAAUAAUAUUAAUUAAUUUAAUGUUAAUUAACUAAAAUAAGAGUCAUUGUUUCGGUAAUCGCAAUUUCCGCUUUUAGAGUUUUGAAUUUUGCUUGACAAUUGGCUGCUACAUUCGAUAGAGCUCAAGUUGCUUGCUUCUUUCGUUAUCAUUCCUCAGUUCUGAUGUGAUUGUUCAUUCCCUCUUUUGCUUUCUUCCUUUAUUGGCAACUAAAGAGUCUUCUGAUAUAAGUGCAUGCAAGCUUCUGGUUUUACUUUUCAAGGUUUUACUUAUUAAGAAAAGGAAGCAUCGAAUUUUCUAGUCAUUUACUACCGCAUGUGGCUGUUUUAUUUGUAUCACAUUGUGGCGUUUAGAAGAGUAACAGUAAAUAUUUAGUACGUGUGAGUGUGUAUAUGAUAUUUAACUGCUGUUAAAAUUGUUUUAGUAGCACUCUUUUAUUGUUGAAACUUCUGCAUAUACUUAUUUGUUUGUUAUGGAUUGAGAAUAUGCUUGAUUUUAGUUCAAAUACAGGAUUCUUAUAGUUUUACUUCGGAUAAUAUUUAGCGGGAAAUUAUAAUUGGUGUUUAGUUGAUUGAUUUGAGGUCCUGAAUGGGUAAUGGAACUUACUGAAUAGUGUACACACUUAAUCUAUUUCUUUAAUCUUAAAUAGAUGGUUCGAAUUGAGAUAAUGGUAGAAAAAAAAGAUGGGAACAGUUGUCCUGGAAAAUCCUAUAGAGAUCUAGUGGUUAUGGAAAUUAGUGAGUGGAGUUUCAAAUAUGUUUCUCUAAGCAGGUCAUGAAUAACUUAUUUUAAUAAUAAUAUGAUCUGGCAAUUUGCGGACAAAGGUUGUUACACGUUCCUUAUCCCUCUGAGAAACAUUCAUUAUCCAUUGUUGAGCGAUCUUAUUGGUUCUUUUGAUUCAAUAUUAUAAAACAUAUUACUUUGACAGUUGUAAUAAGGGGCCAGCUUGGCUUCUUACUUGUUUGAAGUUCUUUCCUGCAGGUAAAAAUGGUACAGAAGCGUCCUUUUGAUGCUGAGGAAAUGCUUGAGGUGUCUUUUAAACACCCAAAACAAGCAGGACCCAGCAAUCAGCUCAUAUCAUUUUCAGAAUCAGUAUUUCCUGGGAAUUCUUCCCAGAUUCCUGAAACAUCAGAGUCUGGAUGCAGACAAGUUAACACUGAUGGUGAUGAGAAACUUGCUAGUGAUAUUUUUGUUGAACAUCCUAGAGAUGCUGGAGACGUUGAAACAAGCUUUCCUGGAAGUAACUUUGUUUCUUCUUGGGCUCCUAGUACCAGUGAAGAUGUCCGGUCAGAUAUGCCUGUCCAUUUCUCUUUUUAUCCUGAGUAUUUUAGUUCAGAGCAUCCAGUGAGGACGUUAACUCGCCAUGAGGACAUCUAUUCCAUACUCCUUGAACACCCCCCACGCAAACUUGUCCCCAUUGGAGCUGAUCAUCAAGCUGAUGUUCCAACAUGGGACCUACCAGGCUCCACUAGUGUACUGGAUACCUCUUCAAAUUCCAGCCCUGCUGUUGGGGGUAAAUCUGGGGAAAGAUGGAUGGGAACAUGCAUAAUCCCCAUGUCUAAUAUGGAGUUAUCUACCGAUGAUGGUAAAGUUGGAAGGGGCAGAACUGAUUGUAGCUGUGAAGAUUGGGGAUCUGUGAGGUGUGUAAGACAGCAUAUUGCAGAAGCAAGAGAGGAGCUUGCUAAAACAACUGAACUAGAAAGAUUUAAUGAUUUGGGCCUGUGUGAUAUGGGAGAGCAAGUGGCUGAAAAAUGGAAUGCGGAAGAUGAACAACUCUUUCACGAGGUCGUGUUCAGUAAUCCAGCUUCCCUCAGCAAGAAUUUCUGGAACACUUUUCCAAUCGUAUUUCCUGCACGAACCAAAAAGGAGAUAGUGAGCUACUACUUUAAUGUGUUCAUGCUUCGAAGGCGGGCAGAGCAGAACAGAAAUGACCAUUUGAAUAUUGACAGUGAUAAUGAUGAAUGGCAGGGUAGUGAUGCCAAUGAAAUUGCAACCCUAGGGGAAGAUGAGGACUCUGUUGCUGAGUCUCCUGUCUAUCAAGAUGAUACUGAUCAUAAUAACUGCCAUGAAAAUGAUCUGCAAGAUUAUGAUGAGUAUCCUCAAGAUGAAACCUGUGAUACUAAUGAAGUUGUGGACUUUACCAAGAGUGACAUUGACGAUGAUUUAAAAUAUGAUCCUGAAGAGAUGCAGCCUUCCAGCAGUUCCCCACAGCAUAUUCAGUGUCAGGAUAAAAUCAUUUGUCAAGAGAGGUGUGAUGACGAGGCACUGGAUGAAUCAUACACAUCCUCUGACCCAGGAGUUAGUUCACAGGAGAUCAAAGGGAAGACUGAGAAUGAUGAUCUUUGCUCAAAUGACCUCAAUGGGGUAAACAAUGGCUUUAACACAGGAUAUGCUACGGAGUCUUGUGAUGCCAAAGCCUGGGAUUCUGGUUUUAUGUCUUGUGCAAAAGAUAAAAUUGACUUCUUACCUACAUGCAGCAUGAUUGAAGAGGUUUUUGGAGAUGGGCUGAGGCAAGAAAUGAGGAGGGCUUGAGCUUAGUGUUGUGCUAGCUUGGACUCUUCUUCAAUCACAAUUUUGGGAAUAAUCUAUGUCCGAGGCUUUUUAUGUUGAGUGAAUGUCAUCUAGCACUCUUGGCAAAGCAUAAUAAGAGUGAUUCCAACUUGUGUAUACUGACGUGAGAUUGGAAAUAUAACCUUCAUGUAUAUGAGUUUUGGCAAAUGAGUUCGGUUA
Molecule: messenger RNA, 3688 nt
Organism: Prosopis cineraria
Lineage: Eukaryota; Viridiplantae; Streptophyta; Magnoliopsida; Fabales; Fabaceae
Exons: 2
Coding region: 1946-3490 (514 amino acids)
Source: RefSeq, a predicted model, not a curated record